AUGCAUCCUGAGCUCUACGACAACUUCACUACCGGGAUUUCACCAUUCUACAAGGAAUUCAUUAUCAACUGCCGCUCUCGAGAAUAUCAUGCGUCGUUUGACUUAAGAGUGAAGGUCGACGGUCGCUACCUAUAUCACCUCCGUUUUGCAGACGACAUCGUGAUUAUAACACCGAACAUCGAGCAGGCGGAACUAAUGCUGGCCGAGUUUGGCGUGCUUGUGGAAAGAUCAGCUCAAGGCUGA
Molecule: messenger RNA, 243 nt
Organism: Haemonchus placei
Lineage: Eukaryota; Metazoa; Nematoda; Chromadorea; Rhabditida; Trichostrongylidae
Source: the annotation of a GenBank genome assembly